AUGGCUACGCUACAAUACACUGGCGUCUUUGCACUGUUGCUGAUAGAGAUAUUCGUCUUUGUCGUUCUCAUUAUUCCGAUGCCCAACCGGUGGAGGCGCGCAAUGAUCACCUGGUCGUCAAGGUCCGUUCUUGCCCAAAGGGCCCUCUACAGUGUGCGCAUAGCCUUUGGCUUUAUUCUUCUCCUGUUCGCCGACGCCGUCAUGCGUCUGUACAAGAUUCAGCAGACCAAGAACACCACACGUCUCGUCGACGAGCACGCCGUCUGCCAGCUCAAGCUGCAGCAGUUCUAUGCCCAGCGCAACACCUACCUGACGGGCAUCACCAUGUUCCUCGGCCUCAUCCUCAUAUCCACCCACACUCUCGUUGGACAGCUUGUUGAAGGUGAUGGCGCUACCCCUCUGGUCACCUCAGGACCGGGUUCGGCCAAGGCUGAGCUGGUUAAGGUUAAGGCUGAGCUGGCUGAUGCCCGCAAGGAGAUUGCCGAGCUCGAGAGGAAGGACAGAGAUAUGGCUACGCUGAAGAAGCAGGCUGACUCAAGCCAUAAGGAGUACAUGCGCUUGGCCGAUGAGUGCGAUGGUCUUCGCAAGCAGUUGGACAGCAGCAAGGAGACAAAGAAGGAUGCGUGA
This is a messenger RNA of Kickxella alabastrina, 627 nucleotides long. RefSeq names its product B-cell receptor-associated protein 31-like-domain-containing protein. Gene Ontology annotation, cellular component: endoplasmic reticulum; endoplasmic reticulum membrane. Gene Ontology annotation, biological process: endoplasmic reticulum to Golgi vesicle-mediated transport; intracellular protein transport. The record is from RefSeq and is a predicted model, not a curated record. The transcript has 3 exons. Bases 1 to 627 code for a protein of 208 amino acids. Lineage: Eukaryota; Fungi; Kickxellomycota; Kickxellomycetes; Kickxellales; Kickxellaceae.